CCAAGAUUCAAACACAAAACUUUUCUACAGACUAUUCUCAACUAAACGCGACCUAUUUUCGAUAUCAAUUAACUAUCGUACCUAAUUUAACCAUUUUUUCCCGAACCAUGGUGGGUCCCGGGACCCACCCUGUUACCCUCUCCCUCCGCCACCGACUACAAUGAGCAAAAGGUUAUGAUGUUAACCUUGGUCUCUUUCCCCUCCUUCAAUUGCCACCCAUAUCCCAUAACACCAGAACAUUUAUUAACCAACCCUAUGUCUUUAAAGACUUUACAACACUACUCGUAGUUAGGGACGGACAUCAAUCGAUUCAGUCCAUAAUCAGAUCGGAUUAAGAUAGGACUGGAGCAAAAAUAAAGAAAAAUAAAGAUUAGAAUCCGACCAAAAGUAUUUUUGGUUCAUUUGGUUUAAGAGAACCCGCUAAACCUGCUCCAUCGAUAUCCCUAAGUAGUACUAGUAAGUAAUUGAAUGUCGUCAACACAUCAAUUUACAACCCGACUAUGGUGUUUACACAACACUUGUGAAUCGUGUUCAUAAAACACCUAAUUGAUGAAUCGCCUACAAACUACUCACGACGAAUAUAGCACGCUCUUAGAGAUUGUGUUACGAGCCCUAUAGCAAAACUCACCACUUUGACUAGGAAUGGCAAUGGGGCAGGUCCGGAGCGGAUAUCUCGAUACCGAUACUCGCCCCAUGGCAGGUUGGGUAAUUUAUCAUGGAUCGUGGGUCAGGGCAGGUCGACCUAAUGGGUACGCAAUUUAUAUGAAAAAACAUUAGAAAUAUUCGUUAUUUUCUUUAUAAGACCAAGAAAACAAACCAUAUUAUGAUAAAUGUAGUUAAGUUAUUGGAGAAAUUGAGGUUUUAACUAGUUUACAACUUUAUUAUAGCUAAAAUAUAAUUUAAUAAAAGGAAAAUCCUAAGUAAUUUGACUAAGAUUACAUGUAAUUUAAGCAAGAACAGGUCGACAAUGGGGCAGGUCAGGGCAGGUCGGGUCGACAAGAGUACCCAUACCCACGGGACGGGUCGGACCCGCCCCAAAAUAGUCCAAACAUGUCGGAUAAAACGGACCAGGCAACCCAUCCCAAAACAGUCCAAACAAAUCAAGUAAAACAGUUCAUAUCGAAAUUAUCAUCCCUAACUUUCACCUCAUAUCUUUUGUAUAUAAACUAUGCAACUCCACACACAAAUUCACAAUAAAAAAAACUCCACCACCGUCACCGUGUCUGAAUAUAAUAUACGCCGUACAUCACCAAAUCACCAAACCAGUGGUAGCACUAAGAAGCCCGCCUUCCCAAUUCCCAUCCCUUCCUUUUGUCUCUUUUCAAUGCGGUGGGAUCCAUUUCUAAUAAACAAAACUAGUAACCCACCAUUACCAAGAACCAUCCCCACCGACGAUUUCAUUUCACUUUCAUAUCUUUUCCCUCCCUCCUCUGUUUUUCCAUUCCCCACCAAAAACCCACUUCAAUUGUUACCAAUCCUUAGAAACGAAUCGAGCCCUUUCGUAAUGGGGAACUGCUUGUUCGGCGGCGGGGGAGGUGAAGCGAUUAGGGUGAUAACUUCAACCGGAGCCAUCCUCGAAUUCCACUUUCCCAUAACCGCCGGCAGCCUCGCCGGCGAGUUCCCGGGCCACGCAAUCUUCCCAUCCCACGACCUGUUCUGGACCCCACUCUCCCUCUCCGACCACCUCCGCCCCGGCCACUCCUACUACCUCCUCCCAAACCCGAAACUGCAACCCGCCGGAAAGCCUUCGUCGGUGGCGGCGGCGUCGCUCUCCUCCGUCAAAGAAGGCCACGUCAGAUCGAUGAGCUCCCCUUCCUCUCUCACUGGCCUCACGCCUUACCGGAUGUCGUUGGAUUCCAAUUACCAUAACCAGAAGCAGGGUGCCAUGAAGAGGUCGCAUACAGAGGCGUUUUCUUCAUCCUCCUCUGUUUCCGGCGGGAAGGUUCGGAAUCAGGAGGAGGCAGGGUUCUGGAAAGUGAAGCUGGUGAUUGGCACCGAUCAGCUGCUGCAGAUUCUUUCCCAAGAGGGUUCUACUCACGAUUUGGUCCGUAAUGUCAGCGCGGUGGCGAAAUGCGGCAGUGGGUACUCGACUGCCCUGACUUCUAGGUCUUGCUCGGCGGCGGUGUCGUCGUCGGAGUCUUCUUCUGCUUCGUCGGUUGUUGGGUUUUCCGAUGAUUGGAUUGCUGCUGCUGGCGUGUCUGGUUGUACUAGCAGAAAUGGUUCUGCGAAGAAGGAUCGUAGCGGCUUGGUUGGAGUUGCAGUUGCUUCAUGAUUGAUUGCUCUGUUUGAAUUCCUCGCAGAAGAAAAUCCUUUUUUUUUUCUUUUUUAGUUUCGUGAUUUGUUAAUUGAUGAUUAGCAACAGAUAUGUGUUGUGUAGAUGUGUUAACAUGGUGAUUACUGAUUAGGCAUGCCGCGGCUUAAUGAUAGUCGAAACCUCCUCAUCACAUUAGUCUGUCUCUUUAUUGUCUCCACGGCUCGAUUCUUGGAUUCUGCAGUCCACGCGAGAACCACUCUCAAGGUCAAGGGUAAUCAAACGAUACCAAGGAAAAGAAGCAGAAUGCUGUAAUGAUGUUUAUUUGUUCAUGAAUUUUCCUCACAGAAAAAAAAGGGUUAAUUGUAUUUGUAGUCCUAGUACCCUCUGUUUUUAACAAAAGCAUCAUGGUAACUUGGUAAGUAUGUUUUCCAAUAAUUACGCUUAUCGUAUUAUUGAUUUAUCUCCCAUUGCAAGCUAAUUCAUUUGUUCAAAAUGUUAUAAACGCGAUGCUACGGAUUGAGAAAUCUCCGAAAUCGAUACAACAAUAAUACAAAAGUGAGAAUAAAAAAAAACACAGACACACGAUUUACGUGGUUCACUAACACGAUGUGUGUUAGCUACGUCCACGGACGAGAGAGAGCCGGUUUCACUAUAUCGAGGAGAUUACAGAUUACAGAGGAGUAUGAGAAGUAUUUAUAGUACUUCUCCACGUGGGUCUAAACCUAAUCCAAUCUGGCAAAGGAAACGAUUACAGACCAGAUCCAGAACCCGAACCCAAAUAACAUUGAACCCAUACACCGUGGGCCGGGGGCGUUGCCCCUGGACCCCACUCGUUGACCAGACAGUGAGACCCCGAUUACCAGUCGUACCGGCUGAUAGUCCGAUUCAAAUCACAUCAACGCAAAAUUAUAUGUUCAUAAUAACUCAAGUCCAACUCUAGAAUUUCACCUAAUCUCUGAAGCUUACAAAGGAAAAACGGUCCUGACUCGUGACAUUGGGCCAUAACUGUUAAAAGUUCAGCAACUGACAAGCUGGUGAAUUGGUGAUCAAGCUAAAGUGAGAGGAAAAAGUAAAACAAUUUAGCUUGUGGAUCGAAUUCUUAAAAUUAGGGAUCCGGGCCGGCGUUUCAAAUGCCCACUCUGGUAAGGUAUUGUAUGGCGUGCACGCUUCUUGCCUGAUAUUGGGCCUGAUGAUAGGCUGGGCCUACUUCCGAUUUGGGGCUUUGGCCAGUCUGUUGAAAUCUGCAUCGUUGCACACAUGGUUCAAAAAGUCACACUUAAUUUUAAUUUUACGCUUAGACACGCCUAGAUGCAAGGCAAUGGCAAAACGUCUCACCUAAGGGUUUUACGUCUAAUUAGAUACUCGAACACGUCAAUGGAGUAAGGCGACAUAUAAGUCUCUCAUAAACAUUACUAGAUGGAGCUAGGAAGUCAAUAUUAAUGACCAAAAUUAACAUCAACUACGAAAUUAAUUUUCUAUUGCAAUAUUUUCAAUAGCUCAAGAACUUUGUGAGCUAUUGAGCUAUGAUUCUAUGAAUCCGUGAGCUAUGUUCUUGUCAUUAAGUGUUGAGUAAGUAAUUAAUCCUUUUAACUGAAGUGAGAAAGUGUUGUAGAUUAUUAUUUCAUUCAUCAUGCAGUGCGAAUAUAUAUUUUUCUUCCAACGCCUAGACACGCUUAGUCGACGCCUAGGCGAUCUAAGUGCAAGACAAAGGCUCAACCCCCGCCUUACGCCUAGCGCCUUUUUGAAUCUUUGCAGAUCGAGCGACAACGUACGUACAUGCAAGAAUUACGUCACAACUCACAAGCUACAAACUGAAUGCCCCGUCCCCUCCACUCCUUUUUUUUUUGUUUGUCUGACUACCGAAUCAUAUUCUUCGUUUACUUACAAUCAACGACUAUAAAACCAUAUCAAAGACUAUAUAUAUAAAAAAUAACGGGAACGAAUUUUGUAAUGAAUUUGUGGUUCAAUU
Molecule: messenger RNA, 4223 nt
Organism: Linum trigynum
Lineage: Eukaryota; Viridiplantae; Streptophyta; Magnoliopsida; Malpighiales; Linaceae
Source: the annotation of a GenBank genome assembly